Molecule: messenger RNA, 3919 nt
Organism: Dipodomys ordii (Ord's kangaroo rat)
Lineage: Eukaryota; Metazoa; Chordata; Mammalia; Rodentia; Heteromyidae
Gene: Pias2
Product: protein inhibitor of activated STAT, 2
Exons: 15
Coding region: 194-2032 (612 amino acids)
Biological process (GO): regulation of transcription by RNA polymerase II; protein sumoylation
Molecular function (GO): SUMO ligase activity; zinc ion binding; transcription coregulator activity
Source: RefSeq, a predicted model, not a curated record
GUUGGCGGCAGCGGGAGGGGGAGCGGUGGCGGCAGCGGAGCCCGCGGUUGGCAUAAAAUGGCGGAUUUCGAAGAGUUGAGGAGUUGCUGUACCAUUGUACAUCCCUACCAACAAGGUAUGAAGUGAUCCAGUUUCUCUGCAUCCUUGCCAGCAUUUGGUGUUAACACUGUUUUUCCUUUUAGCCAUUCUGAAUAUGGUUUCUAGUUUUAGGGUUUCUGAACUACAAGUGUUAUUAGGCUUUGCUGGACGAAAUAAAAGUGGACGCAAGCAUGACCUCCUGAUGAGGGCGCUGCAUUUAUUGAAGAGCGGCUGUAGCCCUGCGGUUCAGAUUAAAAUCCGAGAAUUGUAUAGACGCCGAUAUCCACGGACUCUUGAAGGACUUACUGAUUUAUCCACAAUCAAGUCAUCUGUUUUCAAUUUGGAUGGUAGUUCAUCACCUGUAGAACCUGACUUGGCUGUGGCUGGAAUCCACUCGUUGCCUUCCACAUCAGUUACACCUCACUCGCCGUCAUCUCCUGUUGGUUCUGUGCUGCUUCAAGAUACUAAGCCCACAUUUGAGAUGCAGCAACCAUCUCCUCCAAUUCCUCCUGUCCAUCCUGAUGUACAGUUAAAAAACCUGCCGUUUUAUGAUGUCCUUGAUGUUCUCAUCAAGCCCACAAGUUUAGUUCAAAGCAGCAUUCAACGAUUUCAGGAGAAGUUUUUUAUUUUUGCUUUGACACCUCAACAAGUUAGAGAAAUAUGCAUAUCAAGGGAUUUUUUGCCAGGUGGCAGAAGAGAUUAUACAGUCCAAGUUCAGCUGAGACUUUGCCUGGCUGAGACAAGUUGCCCUCAAGAAGAUAACUAUCCCAAUAGUCUAUGUAUAAAAGUAAAUGGAAAGCUGUUUCCUUUGCCUGGCUAUGCACCUCCACCUAAAAAUGGGAUUGAACAGAAGCGCCCUGGACGCCCUUUGAAUAUUACUUCUUUAGUUAGAUUGUCUUCAGCUGUGCCAAAUCAGAUUUCUAUUUCUUGGGCAUCUGAAAUUGGAAAGAAUUACUCCAUGUCUGUGUAUCUUGUACGGCAGCUCACAUCAGCGAUGCUACUACAGAGAUUAAAAAUGAAAGGUAUUAGGAAUCCUGACCAUUCCAGAGCACUAAUUAAAGAAAAACUUACUGCAGAUCCUGAUAGUGAAAUUGCUACUACUAGUCUUCGGGUAUCCUUGAUGUGUCCUUUAGGAAAAAUGAGGCUGACAAUCCCAUGCCGUGCAGUGACUUGUACACAUCUGCAGUGUUUUGAUGCUGCCCUUUACCUACAAAUGAAUGAGAAGAAGCCUACCUGGAUUUGUCCUGUGUGUGACAAAAAAGCUGCCUAUGAAAGUCUGAUAUUAGAUGGGCUUUUUAUGGAAAUUCUCAGUGAUUGUUCAGAUGUGGAUGAGAUCAAAUUCCAAGAAGACGGCUCUUGGUGUCCAAUGAGACCUAAGAAAGAAGCUAUGAAAGUAUCUAGCCCACCAUGUACAAAAAUAGAAAGUUCAAGUGUCCUCAGUAAACCUUGUUCAGUGACUGUAGCCAGUGAAGCAAGUAAGAAAAAAGUAGAUGUUAUUGAUCUAACAAUAGAAAGCUCUUCUGAUGAAGAGGAAGACCCUCCUGUCAAAAGGAAAUGCAUCUUUAUGUCAGAAACACAGAGCAGCCCAACGAAAGGGGUUCUCAUGUAUCAGCCAUCUUCUGUAAGGGUGCCCAGUGUGACUUCGGUUGAUCCUGCUGCUAUUCCACCUUCCCUGACAGACUACUCAGUACCAUUCCACCACACGCCAAUAUCAAGCAUGUCAUCAGAUUUACCAGGUUUGGAUUUUCUUUCCCUUAUUCCAGUUGAUCCCCAGUACUGUCCUCCUAUGUUUUUGGAUAGUCUCACCUCACCCUUAACAGCAAGCAGUACGUCUGUCACCACCACCAGCCCCCAUGAAAGCAGUACUCAUGUUAGUUCAUCCAGCAGCAGGAGUGAGACAGGGGUCAUAACCAGCAGUGGAAGUAAUAUUCCUGACAUCAUCUCAUUGGACUAAAGGAGGACUUAUUUGAUUCUGGGAAUCAUUCAUCAAAACUGCUUUCUUGGAUCUUUGGUCCAUGGAAACUUUUUGUUUAUUUGUUUUGGCAAUUUGAUAUUUAUUGAAACAUCAAAUGGAUUCUUUCACUUUCUGAGAGAUGAACACAGAUGACUCCAGCAAGAACCAAAUGACUUGAAAGGACUUUUCUUACUCAUAAGCUGAGUAUCAGCUGCAUUCAGCCAUAAUGGUGUCUUGAGCAGUGGAUUUGUUUCAUAUAUUACUGGAUGGAUUCUACAAAUCAACUUAAACUUUUUUGUUACAAUAAACAGCAAUAAAAUUAUGUACAUAAGAUUUAAACUUUUUAAUUAAAGAUGUAAUCACUGAUUCUAGAAUGACAACAACUUCUGUUUGAUCCAAUGUGAAGGAAAAAAAUUUGGGGAAAGAAAUCAUGUUUGCUGAAUGAGUCCUUUCCACAGAGAUUUGCUCUAUUUUGUUGAAGCAGUGAAGUUUUGAUAAGUGGCCGGAGCUUGGGACCACUUUUCUUCUCGAAGGUCAACGCUUCAUGAUCACAUCAAAGAAAACUAUGUUGUGCGUUUUUCUGGUUGUCAUUUACACUUUGACACUGUUCGCUAAUGUAUGCAGAGUGAAGUGCUGGGACUUAGCUGCUCUUUAUUAGUGAUUAUGUUUAAGAACACUAUGCAGAUUCUGUUCUGACAUAAUGUGUUAUUUUUGGUAACUGUACAUUUUCAUUCUAGAGUUUUCUAUAAAUAUGAGGCUUGCCUUCUUAAGAAAAACAAAUUCUGUGCAGCCUUUGAGAUAUUUUUGAGGUAAAAUGGCUAGAAUGUUUGUUAGAAUAUUCAUUCAGUGUCCAGAAAAACUGAUGAUUUGGAGGCAGCAGAAGGGAUUAUAUGGGAGAUGAAGAUAACAAAAAUCAGUUUCUUCCCAUAAGCUUAAUUUGCUCAUUUAUUUUAUAGAAGAGAAUACUAAAUACAUAAUCUUUGCUGAAACCUUUCAAAUUUUGGUGGCACUGACAAAUUAUAUUUUGUUUGUGAUCAUAUAUCUUGUCAGUACAGUUUCUGUCCAGCAGUGAUUUUCAAAUUUAAGGAAAAAAAAAUGGGAAGGGAUUAGGAGCAGCAUCUGGAUCAUUCUUUUUCCCCAAAUCACAAAAGACCGAAGUGUUUGGAUUUAAGUGAGAAAGUCUUAUUUUAUGACUCCCUGAAACACUGCUGUUGUGACUGUGCCAGCUGUACUUUGAAGACCAGUUUUCUAUAGGGUUUGAUUUUUAAUCCCUCAAAUAACUGGGUCUGGCUUAUAGAGAAACAUUUUCAUCCAGCUUUUAUAGUUUGCUCCAUUUGACUUCCUAAGUCAUUUUGAGUUCUUGAGGAUUUAGUACUUAAUUUUUUUUUCUAUCUCCAAGGUUUAUCCAUUUUAAGGCAAAACUGUUUAUAGUGGCUGAUUUCUCAAAUAGAAGUGUCAGGUGAGGGACUUACUAUGUCAAGGUGGAUGUGACUCAUCCCUCCUAGGAUUGCUUUUUUACCUUCUCAAAUUUUCAUGGCCUUUGUGUGCUGUUCUUGUGUCUGAUGUAAUAUGUGGUUUUCCACAUCAUCCCGUAUUCGAGGCUGUAUCUUUAGGAGGUCUAUGUAUCAUUAAGUGUGGAACAGCAAAGCCAGACCAAACUUUUACAGCAGUACUUGUACCACAGUCACCAGCUUUGCCAUCUUAGUAGGUUCCAACCCAGGUGACAGUAUUUGUGAAAAUACCAAAUUUCUUUACAGUAGGAUUUUAUGUUGCUGCUGUAAGUACAGAUGGACUUUAUGUUAAUUCUGUAAUUAGAUAAAGUAAUCUGAUUUGUGUGGCAUAAUUUGUUAAUAAAAGAAUAAUGUAUAGUUAUCAUUUUGUUAUCCA